Messenger RNA from Limanda limanda (common dab), 1508 nucleotides. It is a transcript of the gene scamp2, whose product is annotated as secretory carrier membrane protein 2. Gene Ontology annotation, biological process: protein transport. Gene Ontology annotation, cellular component: trans-Golgi network membrane; recycling endosome membrane. Bases 88 to 1080 code for a protein of 330 amino acids. Lineage: Eukaryota; Metazoa; Chordata; Actinopteri; Pleuronectiformes; Pleuronectidae. The record is from RefSeq and is a predicted model, not a curated record. The transcript has 9 exons.
GUGGAUAGGAGAGGCAACCGCAGCGCCAGGGAGGAGAGAGUUGUUUGUUCCCCGCUCACAGAGGAGAGACCCGCCGCCUUCUUCAAAAUGUCGGAAUUUGAACAUAACCCGUUCGCACAGCCCGCCGGUGACAACCCCUUCAAUGAUCCUUCUGUCACACAAGUGACAAACUCCAGUAUAGAAACAGUUGACCAGUACAACCCUUUCCCUGGCCAUCCCACAGAUGGCCUAGCGAGUAACACAACUCCAGCCGCCACCUCUCCCUACCAGCCUGCUGUGUUACAGCCGUCUACAGAGCCCAGUCCAAAGGUAGCGGCUGCUGCAGCUCAGGCCAACUUGCUGAGGCAGCAGGAGGAGCUGGAGAGAAAAGCUGCUGAGCUGGACCGCAGAGAGCUGGAGCUCCAGAACAGAGGGCCGACAGGUAAACAGAACAACUGGCCUCCACUACCCAGAAGCUUCCCCAUCAAACCCUGUUUCUAUCAGGACUUCUCAGAGGAAAUCCCUCCCGAGUAUCAGAGAGUGUGCAAGAUGAUAUAUUAUCUCUGGAUGUUCUACUGUGUGACCCUGUUCCUCAAUCUACUGGCUUGUUUGGCUGUCUUCACCACGGAUACAUCUUACGGUAUGGAUUUUGGCCUCUCUAUUCUCUGGAUAGUCCUCUUCACCCCCUGCUCCUUCCUCUGCUGGUACCGGCCCAUCUACAAGGCCUUCAGGACUGACAGCUCCUUCAGCUUCUUCUUCUUCUUCUUCGUGUUUUUCUGCCAAGUGGUGAUCGCCGUCAUCCAGGCUGUAGGUAUCCCCAAUUGGGGGAACAGCGGUUGGAUCACCGCCUUCACAGCCAUCGGCAAAAACAAAGCAGUGGGAGCCAUCAUGAUCGCAGUGGCCAUCCUCUUCACGAUGUGCGCUGUGCUAACUAUCGUCCUGCUCAAGAUGGUCCACGGCUUGUACCGUCGUACUGGAGCCAGUUUCCAGAAGGCCCAGCAGGAAUUCUCACAGGGCGUCUUCACCAAUAAAACCUUCCAAACAGCCACCGCUGGUGCUGCUUCUGCUGCCGCCCAGGGAGCCUUCCAGGGAAGCAACUAAUGGUACUCCGAGCUAAAAUUAGCUCCGUUCAACAUGUCAAGGUCUAUAUCUUUGAAGGUUUACACAAUUAAACUAAAGUAAGGCUGAAUCAUUGAGGGAGUUUAUGUUCACUGAUAACCGCCACCAAAGUGGCUGCAAAAUUAUAAUUUAACCUUAUAAUGUAUAGACCUUGAGCUAUGUAAGGCUAUGUUAUCCUUUCACCAUCAACGCACAUGCAUUCCCCAUGUUAGCUUUGCUUUUCACACUUGGUGUGUGUCUCCUGCAGACUGACUUGGUCCAACUCUGAUGAAGGGCAGUCAAUGGGAGAGUAAAUUCACACGUGGGAAGCAGGAAUAAAGUUGACUGAUGUCUCAAUGGUUCCUGGCUUUGUAUAUUUUGUGUGCACUUUUUGGCAACGCUCUCCAGUCGUGUGUGUGUGUGUGUGUGUG